CCUGAUGAUGAGACAUGAAUAUAUAAGCAACACAAGGCCGCAGCCCUGCAUUGCAGUGUUAGGAAAACAACGUCGUCGGUAAACUUUCAAGCAUUCUAAAGAGGACGAACAGAACGGUGGAGUCAUGCUGGUUUUUGCCCUGCUUUUCGUCUCGUCAGCUGUGGCCACCCCUCUCCCUCUGCUGGGUACAGAGCAGUGUGCUCGCGGCACCUCCUACUGGUGUCAGAAUGUGAAGACGGCCUCCCUCUGUGGAGCGGUCGCCCACUGCCAGAAGAACGUGUGGAACCAGCCUCAGAUGAAAUCGGUGCCAUGUGACCUGUGUAAGGAGGUGCUGGUCGUGGUGGAGCAGCUGCUGAAGGACAACAAAACAGAGUCUGAGAUCCUGGGCUACAUGGAGAAGGCUUGCCAGCUGAUCCCAGAUCAGGGUCUGUCUGCGGAGUGUAAGGAGAUGGUAGACAGCUACUACCCCGUCCUCAUCAGCAUCAUCACAGGAGAGCUGGACGACCCCAACGUGAUGUGUGCAGCCAUGGGUCUGUGUGGCUCUCUGCGGGCGGCCAUGGCUAAACUCCAGAUCCAGACCAACGACAUCUCCCAGCUGGACCUCUCCCAGGCCGCCUCCCCCUUCCUCCUCAACGUGCCCCAGCUGCUCUACCCCCAGAAGGAGGCCCCCCAUAAGGAGGCCCCCUCACAGGAGAACGGGGACGUGUGCCAGGACUGUGUGCAGUUCCUGACCGACACCCAGCAGCAGGCCAAGACCAACUCUACCUUCGUCGACAGUCUCAUCGAGCAGAUCGAGAGCCAGUGUGACCUGCUGGGGCCCGGCAUCUCUGACCUGUGUAAGCAGUACGUCAGCCAGUACGCUCCUCUGGUGGUGCAGCAGCUCAUGUCCAUGCAACCCAAGGACAUCUGUGCCCGUGCCGGCUUCUGUACCGCCAUGAAGAGGUCUGUGCCCAUGAUGUCCCUGGUGGCAGCCCAGGUGGUGCCCUCCGCCCAGAUGAUCCCUGCUACCAAGGUGGAGGUUCCCAAGCAUGGCAAGAACAUGGUGCGUGUCCGUGACUCUCCCCAGUGCGCCAUCUGUGAGUUUGUGAUGAAGGAGAUCGAGGACACCCUGGAGGAUGAGACCACCGAGGCGGACGUGAUCCACGCGGUGGAGAAGGUGUGCUCGGUGCUGCCCGCCUCCCUGUCUGCUCAGUGCCGGGACCUGAUCGAGGCGUACGGCCAGGCCAUCAUCGAGCUGCUGGUGCAGCAGGCCGACCCCAAGUCAGUGUGCACUGUGCUGGGGCUGUGCAAGGACGCCAGCCGCGCCUUCAUCCCGGCGAUGGACCAGGCCCGCUUCCAGUCAGGUGGGUACUGUGACGUGUGCAAGAUGGCGGUCCGCUACGUGGACGGCAUCCUGGAGCAGAACGCCACGGAGGCUGAGAUCUCUGACGCCGUCAGGAAGGUCUGCAGCUUCCUGCCCGAGUCUGUCCGGAGCGAGUGUGACCAGCUGGUAGAGCAGUACGAGCCCAUGCUGGUACAGCUGCUGCUUCAGAUGUUGGACCCAGACUUCGUCUGCAUGAAGGUGGGAGCGUGUCCAGAGGCAGUGCAGCGUCUGCUGGGUGUGGAGCAGUGCAGCUGGGGUCCAGCCUUCUGGUGUAAGAACAUGGAGACGGCCACGCGCUGCAAUGCGGUGAACCACUGCAAGCGCCACGUGUGGGUGUAGAGGGUGGCAUGGCCAGGAGCACAACCAGCCCACUCGGACCUGGAGGACAAUUAGGGAGAAAUACUGUAACGCUGCUUUCCACUUUUAAAUCAGUUUCUUUUUUUUUCUUUUUAAAUCUUCAAAAGCCAACUGCAAGUUAUGUUUUUGGGGAGUGAAACUGACCAGCCGAUUUUAGUUGAGGGAGAAGUGUGUGUGUGUGUGUGUGUGUCGGGGAACGGAGGUGUCUGGUGGCCAAAUAGAUUUUCUCCCAGGCCAGGGGCAGGUAGGACCAGGGUUUGUUUUGGCCCAAGUUUGGGUCGGUUUGUUUUAGUUACAACGGCAGGUUGGGCAACCCAACCCUAAAAAAAGCAGAUUUGUGUAUCUAUUAGUUGUACUGUAAUGAGUCUCUCUAAUGGGUGUUUUGUUUGUGUACAGUAACUUUCUCUAGCUAUGGUUUCACAUGUGGCUUCCAGGAUGCUGUGUAGGGUGCAGGUGGGUUGAAGGAGGUCAUACUCUGAUAGGGUUGAGGCAGGCUGCUAGGCUUCCUGCCUAGUUCAGUAUCCUGCAGCAAAUAAUCAACCACCCAGAACCACUCUCUAUUCCUAACAGUUUCAGACACAGACAGAUUUGUUUUUAAACUAGACUGAUCGUAAUACAAGUUGAUCUGUUUUGUCAAAACUGUUGUGUUGUAACUGAGGUGAGGGAGAGGAGGGUUGAUGUGUCCAAGUGACCCCCUCAGCACUGGCUCCCCUGUCUGGAUUCUCACCCUGUGUUGUUUGUGAUUGAUAGCUUAUUGUGUUCUGACACCCACAGAUUCAUAUCUUGAGCCAAUUUGUCAGGUGAUCUGUUAAAUCUUUAACAACUGAAAUAAAAUCUUCCUAAAUCCGA
This is a messenger RNA of Osmerus eperlanus (European smelt), 2569 nucleotides long. RefSeq names its product prosaposin (gene psap). The transcript has 14 exons. Gene Ontology annotation, biological process: sphingolipid metabolic process. NCBI's taxonomy places the organism in Eukaryota, Metazoa, Chordata, Actinopteri, Osmeriformes, Osmeridae. Gene Ontology annotation, cellular component: lysosome. Bases 125 to 1702 code for a protein of 525 amino acids. The record is from RefSeq and is a predicted model, not a curated record.